Hyalella azteca is the source of this 1328-nucleotide messenger RNA. RefSeq names its product synaptotagmin-15-like. The record is from RefSeq and is a predicted model, not a curated record. Gene Ontology annotation, biological process: calcium-ion regulated exocytosis; regulation of calcium ion-dependent exocytosis; cellular response to calcium ion. Gene Ontology annotation, molecular function: clathrin binding; phosphatidylserine binding; syntaxin binding. The transcript has 10 exons. Bases 39 to 1328 code for a protein of 429 amino acids. Lineage: Eukaryota; Metazoa; Arthropoda; Malacostraca; Amphipoda; Hyalellidae.
ACUUACGAAUAAAAAUAUAGUUAUAUCUCGGCGUCGUUAUGUCAAGUCGACGCGGCUCGAGUGAGGGCGGCGAGCAGACAUCGUUUGUGAGUCUCUUCCAGAACAAGCUGCAGCUUCCCAUUGCGAAUCCGUUCUGUUCAGCGCGGGACAGCGGCGGAUCAAAGGACAUCGCUUUCACGGUGCCACCUUCUCUGUCUCCACUCAGCCCGCGCCGCCCCUUCCCUCCGCCGUCACCCACAAGCAAUCCCCGCAAAUCAUUCCAGGACAGCUUGUCCCCUCUCUGUCCCCGACGCUCCAUCCCUGACGGGAGCAAGGCGUUCGACGGAGGCCUUCUGUCCCCCCUCAUCCCACGACGGUUCGGCGGCGGCUCAGGCGAGUCGUCGCCUCACGGGGCCGCCGAGGCCAUAAAUUCCAACCUGGUCGAGACCUCGAGCUUCUCGCACUCGAGUACAAACAUCGCAAACCUGGGAGCCCUUGACCCGGAGUUGUACAAGACAGCGGGCGACGUUCUGCCAGGGGACCUGCCGUGCUACCCUCACGACCAUCUGGGGCGAGUGUGGUACAGACUCGAGUACCGCGACGACUGUGAGAAGCUGCUGGUCACGCUGCUGAAGGUGCGCAACCUGCCAUCUCGCAACACCUCUUCACACCACUCAUGUGACCCAUACGUCAAACUUGUGCUGAUGCCCGACGAGCGGCGAUGCCUGCAGACGCGGCGGAAACAAAACACAUGCAACCCGAGAUACGACCACACAUUCGCCUUCAUGGUGGGGGCGAAGGAGUUGACGGAACGCGCCCUCAAGCUCACCGUCUACGAUGUUGACCGCGACCGCAAGCACAACAUCAUCGGCCACGCCAUUCAUCUCUUUAAGGACCGGGGGGCGGAGAGUUCACCGCUGGACGGACGUGAGGUGUUCUACAAGGACCUCACACGCGAGACCAUCGGCAGCCCCAGGGAGCUCGGCCAGCUCGAGGUCACGCUCUGCUAUAACGACAACUUGGAGAGGCUCACCGUCAUACUGGGCGCGUCCAAAGGCGUUAAGGUGCCUGAGGAGUGCAGGGGCUCAGGAGAGCUGCAGGUGCGAGUGUCCCUCCUGCAGCAGGCCAAGGUGGUGAAGACCAAGAAGUCGAGUGAAGUUCGCCCCAACAGUCACGGCGAGACUGGCUUCCACGAGAGCUUCAUGUUCAGAGUGAACUCGGAGUCUCUAGACACGGCGGCGCUGACCAUUCUGGUGCACCAGGCUAGGAAGUCGGCUAAGGAUGUUACACCGACGUGUCAUGCUCGUAGCGUGCAUGUCACAGGCGUUGCCGAGCGCUGUGCGCCUUAA